Messenger RNA from Peromyscus leucopus (white-footed mouse), 2646 nucleotides. It is a transcript of the gene P2ry2, whose product is annotated as purinergic receptor P2Y2. Gene Ontology annotation, biological process: positive regulation of mucus secretion; blood vessel diameter maintenance; phospholipase C-activating G protein-coupled receptor signaling pathway. The transcript is spliced from 3 exons. NCBI's taxonomy places the organism in Eukaryota, Metazoa, Chordata, Mammalia, Rodentia, Cricetidae. The record is from RefSeq and is a predicted model, not a curated record. Gene Ontology annotation, molecular function: G protein-coupled UTP receptor activity; A1 adenosine receptor binding; G protein-coupled purinergic nucleotide receptor activity. The coding region runs from base 587 to 1714 and encodes 375 amino acids. Gene Ontology annotation, cellular component: plasma membrane.
CCUCCUGCUUGCCGCCCGGCCAUGGGGUACAGAGCCAGGCUGGGUGGGGCGGGGACCGCGGCUCUUCCAGGCACGUGGGACCCUGCGCGACUGGGCAUGGGACUUGGGGACCAGGAACCGCGGCUGUGGCUCCCGGAGGGGACCAGCGCAUCGCGGAGGUGAGGGGGGCAGCCUAGAGGGGAACGGACGCCGGGAGAGGUCGCCACCGGGUGCGGCCUGGGGACUGGCGCGCCAGUCGACUCAGCAGGGCCGGGCAGGAGAGCCCAUUACGUGACUCUGUCCCGCGGGCCCCGGCUCCCAGCUCUAGUACUGAGCAAAACUGGACGGUGAGAGCCGGCUGCCGGUGCUGCUGAACUUUGUCUCCUCUGGAGCGUGGAUCUUGGAGCCCUCCAGGUAGCUGCUUGCCCUGAAACAUGCUGAAGGCUGGGCGCGGCCCCAGGCCUGGGAACCUGUUCUUCCUGUUUCCUGCCUCAGUCCCAGCAGCUGGUCCAGGCCUGAGCGUUUAUGAGUGAAGAACCGGAGCAGACACUGAGCAUCCUCGCCACACCAAGAGCAGGAGCUCAUCAGGUCCGGGUGUGUGAGGGCCAUGGCGGCAGACCUGGACCCCUGGAACAGCACCAUCAAUGGCACCUGGGAGGGGGAUGAACUGGGCUACAAGUGCCGCUUCAACGAGGACUUCAAGUACGUGCUGCUGCCGGUGUCCUACGGCGUGGUCUGCGUGCUCGGACUGUGCCUGAACGUCGUGGCUCUCUACAUCUUCCUGUGCCGCCUCAAGACCUGGAACGCGUCCACCACGUACAUGUUUCACCUGGCCGUUUCGGACUCUCUCUACGCAGCCUCCCUGCCGCUGCUGGUGUACUACUACGCCCAGGGUGACCACUGGCCAUUCAGCACGAUGCUCUGCAAGCUGGUGCGUUUCCUCUUCUACACCAACCUCUACUGCAGCAUCCUCUUCCUCACCUGCAUCAGCGUGCACCGGUGCCUGGGUGUCCUGCGCCCUCUGCACUCGCUGCGCUGGGGCCGGGCCCGCUACGCCCGCCGUGUGGCUGCGGUGGUGUGGGUUCUGGUGCUGGCCUGCCAGGCACCUGUGCUCUACUUUGUCACCACCAGUGUCCGGGGGACCCGCAUCACCUGCCACGACACCUCGGCCCGAGAGCUCUUCAGCCAUUUUGUGGCCUACAGCUCCGUCAUGCUGAGUCUGCUGUUUGCUGUGCCCUUUUCUGUCAUCCUGGUCUGUUACGUGCUCAUGGCCCGAAGGCUGCUCAAACCGGCUUAUGGGACCACGGGAGGCCUGCCUCGGGCCAAGCGCAAGUCUGUGCGCACCAUUGCCCUGGUGCUGGCCGUCUUUGCCCUCUGCUUCCUGCCUUUCCACGUCACCCGCACCCUCUACUACUCCUUCCGGUCGCUGGACCUCAGUUGCCACACCCUCAAUGCCAUCAACAUGGCGUACAAGAUCACCCGGCCCUUGGCCAGCGCCAACAGUUGCCUUGACCCUGUGCUCUACUUCCUGGCAGGGCAGAGACUUGUCCGUUUUGCCCGAGAUGCCAAACCACCCACAGAGCCCACCCCCAACCCCCAGGCUCGUCGCAGGCUGGGCCUGCACAGGUCUCACAGAACUGACACCGUGAGGAAAGAUGUGUCGAUCAGCAGUGAUGACUCAAGACGGACAGAGUCCACACCCGCUGGGAACGAGACUAAGGACAUUCGACUAUAGGUCAGAGCCCCUCAGGCAUGUGCUCGUUCAUGUGGGGAAGCUGUAGGGGACCAAGGCUUGUUCAAAUGGGCUGAUGUCCUCCCACGGAUCGUCAGCAAUUCUCAUUUGGCAGGGGCUGGGCAUACUCACCCUGUGGUCCCAAGAGCAACAGGACCCCAAAGUCCCCGGUCAUUUGUAUGUCUGAGUUGGGAAAUCGUAUUUUAAGAAAGGCAGUGACACCUGACUCCCAUACAGACAGCUGCCAUUCCUGCCAAGGUUGGGGUUUAGGCAGGCUGGGGUUCAGCCUCCUAAAUCCGAGAGAGAAGCAAGCCCAGAGAAGACACAGCGGAGUCUGGGCUAGCUACCUGGACUAGGAGUGAGCUCACAAGUGACUGGAGGACUCUUGUGGGUAAGCAGCGCUGAGUUCCCAUGGUCCCCUGGGAUGGACCUGGGCUCUACAGUGGACUCGGCUGGGAGGAAGACCCUCAGGCCAAGAGACAAGCACCUGAGAACUGGUUUCAGAUCCAUCCGGAGGCUUCCCCGGGCUGGGAGCUGGGUGGAAACCGUAACUUAUACGUAACGUAACUUUGGGCUGUGCUUCGCCGCAUGGUCGGAGGACAGGGCAUGGCCUGGGAAGCAUCCGUCACCUACACAAAGGCCUGUUAUCCCCGCCGUUUGCCUUCCAGCUACUGCCUCCCAGGAGCCUCCAGGGAUCCCUCUUCAGAUCCCCAGGGCAACCCUGCUUUUAAGUCACUUGUCUCUACAUUGUACUGUGCCAAGCAUGGAGAAGAGUCAAGUAGGGUUCUAGUUCUUGGGGUGCAAGUAAAUGUCAUCUAUUUAACUGAACCGGGAGGGGGCCUUUAUUUAUGGCAUGGCCAAUUGUUGCGGGGCAAAAGUAACAUUUCAAAUUACCAACACAGUGGCAGUCUCUCUGCAAAAUUCCUGAAAAUCAA